Molecule: messenger RNA, 759 nt
Organism: Pelagomonas calceolata
Lineage: Eukaryota; Pelagophyceae; Pelagomonadales; Pelagomonadaceae
Source: the annotation of a GenBank genome assembly
CCCAGACCCAGGCGCUGGAACAUUUUAGCCCAGACCCCCCAAAAACGCAAACACAGCAAAAAUGGCCUCGCCGGAUGUCGUCUGCCAGCCCUGCGGCUCCGCACUCGGGGCACCCACGAAGGAGUGCAGCGCCAGCGUGAGAUAACCUCGUUUCCAGCUGUCAGCCGAAGAAUUGGGCAGUCGGAGCGCCCACGAGUGAUACUCGCGGUCGCAAUGUUCCCGAUCGCGCAGCAGUAAGCAUCUUACUUCAACCGCGCAACCGCUGUCGCGCCGCAUCGCGACGUCACGACCGUCCGCGGGCGCCGCGAUCGAGAAAAAUUUCAAGCGCUGUCGUCGCGCCGCAUCGACAUCAUGACCGUUCGUGGGUUCGAGAUAUUCUUGUGCAGGUUCGGCGGCGCCAAGAUGUGGCUCAAGAAGGACCUGCCCGACGGCCGCCAGGUGCAGCGCAUCUUCAUCCCCAAGGGCUUCGACUGGGUGAAAACCAUCAGCCCGAUGCUCUCGAAGGCCGGCGAGGGCCCCGUCAUGUGGUGCCCGGUGACGCACUUCGGCUACCUCGAGAGCGGCUCCAUGGGCAUCAAGUUCAAGGACGACCCCGACAACAUCAAGAUCAUCAAGGUGGGGCGGCCGUGUGGAAAUCAGAUUUCGCGGGCUUCGCCACUGCACGCCAUCGACGCCUGCUCACUGGUCGAUUUGCGCACAGGCGGGCGAGACCUACCUCGUGCCGCCGGGCCACAUCCCCGUCAUGAACGAGGACGCCGU